Molecule: messenger RNA, 957 nt
Organism: Nicotiana tabacum (common tobacco)
Lineage: Eukaryota; Viridiplantae; Streptophyta; Magnoliopsida; Solanales; Solanaceae
Source: RefSeq, a predicted model, not a curated record
CCAUGUUUGAAUUUGUGACUGAAAAAUGAAAUAAGAUCCAUUAUCUUUCUCUCAGAUUCUGGGAGAGAAUCACGGGAUCAUGGCAGUUGAGGCACGCAUUUCUAGUCCCCUCUCUAUUCGUCUCAAAGUUCACUCUCUAUCUCUCCACUGAUUAGCAAUCCAAAGACGAAAACGAAUCACACUAUCCAACUAGUAUUUGAUUUCCGAUCUAAAAAUGUCUCAAAAUCUCAAUCCAAACCCAACUUACGACGUGAUAAUCUUAGGUGCCUCAGGUUUUACAGGCAAAUACGUCAUUAGAGAAGCUCUCAAAUUCCUCAACGCUCCCUCUUCCCCAUUAAAAAGCUUAGCUAUAGCGGGCCGUAACAGUUCCAAACUUUCCCAGGCUCUCCAAUGGGCAGCCCGUCCAAACCCACCACCCCAAAUUCCAAUCCUCACCGCCGACACAACCGACCCAUCUUCUCUCCGCCACCUCGCUUCUCAGGCUAAGAUCAUUCUUAAUUGUGUCGGCCCAUUUCGUCUGUACGGUGAGCCCGUCGUUGAGGCCUGUGUUGAUUCGGGUUGCGAUUACUUGGAUAUAUGUGGGGAGCCCGAGUUUAUGGAGAGGAUGGAAGUGAAGUACCAUGAGAAGGCUGUGGAUAUGGGCUCUUUGAUUGUUUCGGCUUGUGGGUUUGAUUCUGUGCCUGCUGAAUUGGGCUUGAUGUUCAAUUCGAGACAGUGGCUGCCGCCGGCUGUUCCUAAUCAGGUUGAGGCUUACCUUAGUCUGGAAUCGGACAAGAGAAUUGUUGGAAACUUCGCGACGUAUGAGUCGGCGGUGCUAGGUGUGGCUAACGCGGACAAAUUACAGGAGCUCAGGCGCUCCAGGCCCAAGAGGCCCCGUCCUGUGAUGAAGAGGAUGAGGAGCAGGUAGCUUUGUUAAGCAUUUGUAAAAUUUGAUCAUAUUGCUCAUUGGUGAAGGUA